UUACAUUCGUUGUCUUCGAAGAAAUCACCCCUGCUCUCUCUAAUCCCUCAACCAAUACACUCCUUCACAAUGCUCUCCAAGAUGCAGCUCGCCCAGCUGGCGGCUUUCGCCCUCUCCGCCGAGGCCGCCUACCAGGGCUUCAACUACGGCAACAUGUACUCUGACGACAGCUCCAAGUUCCAGGCCGACUUCGAGGCCGAGUUCAAGGUCGCCAAGUCCCUCGUCGGCACCUCUGGCUUCACCAGCGCCCGUCUCUACACCAUGAUCCAAGCCUACACCACCGACACCCCCAUCGAGGCCAUCCCCGCCGCCAUCGCCCAGGACACCUCCCUGCUGCUGGGUCUGUGGGCCUCCGGUGGUGACAUGACCAACGAACUCGCCGCCCUCAAGUCCGCCAUCUCCACCUACGGCGAGGAGUUCGGCAAGCUCGUCGUCGGUAUCUCCGUCGGCUCGGAGGAUCUGUACCGCAACUCCGUCGAGGGUGUCGAGGCCGACGCCGGGGUCGGUGUCAACCCGGACGACCUCGUCGAGUACAUCAAGGAGGUCCGCGCCGUCAUCGCCGGCACCUCCCUGGCCGACGCCCCCAUCGGCCACGUCGACACCUGGGACUCGUGGGCCAACACCUCCAACGCCGCCGUCGUCGAGGCGGUCGACUGGCUGGGCUUCGACGGCUACCCCUUCUUCCAGAGCACCAUGGCCAACGCCAUCACCGACGCCAAGGCCCUGUUCCUGGAGUCCGUCGAGAAGACCAAGGCCGUGGCCGGCGACAAGGAGGUCUGGAUCACCGAGACCGGGUGGCCCGUCAGCGGCGACUCCGAGGGCGAGGCCAUCGCCUCCAUCGAGAACGCCAAGAUCUACUGGGAUGAGGUCGGCUGCCCUCUGUUCGGCAACACCAACACCUGGUGGUACAUCCUGCAGGACGCCAGCCCGACCACCCCCAACCCCAGCUUCGGCAUCGUCGGCAGCACCCUCAGCACCACCCCCCUGUUCGACCUGACCUGCAACACCACCACCUCCGCCUCCUCGUCCGCUGCCGUCGCCUCCGCCACCGCCUCCGCCUCCGGCAGCGCUGGCUCCAAGCCCGCCGUCAUCACCACCGCCACUGGGGCCGCCGGCGCCGCCGGGGCCAAGCCCACCUUCACCGUCGGUCGCCCCGGGGUCAACGGCACCGCCCACGGCAACGGCACCUACUCCCUGAGGCCCAGCGGCUCUGCGUCCGGCGCCGGUGCCAUCGGCUCCGGCUCUGCCAGCGGCUCCUCUUCCUCCGGUAGCUCCAGCGGCUCUGGCUCUGGCUCCGGCUCCGGCUCCAGCUCCACCUCCGGCAAGUCCUCCUCCUCGUCCGGCAGCGCGGCCGCCGCUUCCUCCUCCGGUCUGUACACCGGCGGUGCCAGCGGGCUCUCCGCCUCCCUCUCGGGCGCCGUGGUGGCUGUCUUCGCCGCCCUGGCUGCUCUGUAAAUGUGACGGUGACGACGGACGGAGUUCUUUCGCGCACGCCCCGCGAGGGUGGAGUGCGUGGUGUAGGUUCCGGUGUUCGGUCUUUUUCUCUUCUUGAUACAUAUUUGCCCCCUCUUUUUCAAAACUUUGCCUUUCUUUUUUUUUGUGUGUGUGUGGCGCUGGCCCUGGUUGGGUCGGACCCGGAUGAUAGACAAAUGUUAAUUUAGACUUGGAUCUUUCAUGCUCGUCCCCCCCGCCGAGAGACAGGAUCACCGCGCGAGUUGCAAUGGACCGACCGAUGUAUAGCCGGGGUGCUUUGUGGAGCUGUCGUGUAGACUGCCGUAGUCGAUCUUCCCGAGCGACAGGGGGUCGAAAUGACGUGCCCCACGGGGUCC
Messenger RNA from Aspergillus heteromorphus CBS 117.55, 1829 nucleotides. It is a transcript of the gene bgt2, whose product is annotated as GPI-anchored beta-1,3-endoglucanase EglC. Lineage: Eukaryota; Fungi; Ascomycota; Eurotiomycetes; Eurotiales; Aspergillaceae. The transcript has 2 exons. Gene Ontology annotation, cellular component: fungal-type cell wall; cell surface; extracellular region. Gene Ontology annotation, molecular function: glucan endo-1,3-beta-D-glucosidase activity; 1,3-beta-glucanosyltransferase activity. The record is from RefSeq and is a predicted model, not a curated record. Bases 70 to 1455 code for a protein of 461 amino acids. Gene Ontology annotation, biological process: carbohydrate metabolic process; cell wall organization.